CCCCCAAUUGAACCUCUCCCGGCAGAAAACCAGCGCCAGACCCGCCCGGUGCGCUCAACACGAUGCCGAGUCCAGCCCCGAAAAAGCCCACUCGCUCCGCCCCAGAAGACCGCAGCUAACCACCUUGCCUUACUUCUCGUCCAAACUUUCGUGAACCUCUCCCAAAAUCCCUCCCGUCCUCCGUCCGCCGACCCGGCUUCCCCGUCCGUUUUGAACCACCUCGGCCCAUCCCCCAAACCCGCCAAUUGGGCCACUUUCUCUCCCGUCCUUUCUUUGCUGUCAAGGAAAGGAACAGAGAAGCUCGGCUCUCUCUAUCCACCAUCGUCGUAUUCCGACAAACCUUCAACGGGAGAGGAUGCACUCCAUCGCCAGGCCGGCGUCGCGCCUAGUCCACGCCCGCCUCGGAACGGCAAACCUCUCACGAUGGAGGACCCUCGCGGCUCUGCCAUCUCCGCGCCAUAACCUCACAUUGUCGUCGUCCUCGCCCUCCUCUCGACGGUUCUACUCGGAUCUGCCACCGAUCUUCGCCCCUCCGCCGCCGAAGGAAGAGCCAAAGCAAGCUUCCCCGACCUCGACCUCCUCGACGACGAGCAGCGACCCGUCCGCCCAGAGCUCGGAUGCGACCACUGCAAGCUCCUCCACAGCUCCCGACUCAUCCUCUUCCUCGUCCUCGACACCAGACAAUGACACCACCACGAGCUCCUCCUCCUCCUCCUCCUCCUCAUCACCCAAACCCGACCCCCCCAAAAACCAAUCUCCCGACGACCCCCUCCCAGACACAGCAACGAAAAUCUACACCGCCCUCCCCCCAGCCCUCUCCGAAAAACUCUCCCACCUAAUGGACACAGCCCAAACCCGCCUCCUAACCGCCUCGACAACCCUAAACACCCUGACCGGCUACGCCCCCAUCGAAGAAAUCAAACGCCAAAACACCCUCCUCGAAACCCGCCUCGCCCAGGCCCAAGACCUCGUCCGCACCGCCCGAACAACCUACAAAACCACAAACGCCAAGCGCGCAACGACCCAGCGCGAAGUCACAACCUUGCUCGCGCGCAAGGAAAUGUGGUCCCCCACCGACCUCGAGCGCUUCACCCAGCUCUACCGCCAAGACCACUCCCUCGAACAAGAAGUCGCCGCCGCGUCCGAAGCCUUGACCGACGCAGAACACGCAGAGCAAGCUCUGGGCCAGCAGCUCAACGCGGGGAUACUCAAACGCUACCACGAGGAACAGAUCUGGUCCGACCGCAUCCGGCGCGCGUCGACAUGGGGAACCUGGGGCCUGAUGGGCGUCAACGUGCUCCUCUUCAUCGUGCUGCAAUUCAUCGCAGAGCCGUGGAAGCGCAGACGUCUAGUCCGCGGCGUCGUCGAGGAAGAAAAAGCCGUGCUCGAGGGCGUGACGGCCGAGCUGGCUGGGCUCAAAGCCGCGUUGGCGCAGAGGGAGGCGUAUGACGAUGCCGCUACUGCCGAUGAUGUAGCCGCGUACAUGGCGUCCACGAUGGCGGCGACAGGGACGACAACACCCGCUGCGGCAGUGGAGGAAGAAACACCACUAGCCGGGGCGGAACCCACAUCAGCAGAGGAGGCGGAGGAGCUCCUGGCAGCCAAGGUCGAGGAGCCGGCCGUCCAGCACGAGAUGGAGCGUGAGGUCGCGAGUGCGCUCGAGGUCUUGGAAACGCAAGUCCCCGAGGCGAAAUCAUGGCGCGAAUCAUGGCGCGAGCUCCUCGCCGACCCGGAGCUUCUAAAGGCGAAAAUCGCUGAUUUGUACAGUGAGCGCCGCAUCGAUCUCCGCAUGCGCGAUGCGUCCAUCUUGGCUCUCGAGGGCGCUGCCGCUGGAGCGACGUUUGCGGCAGCUCUGGCGUUGCUGCUGGUGAGGAGGACAUGAAGAGAGAAAAAGGAUCACAUCACCACUAGAACGUGAUUGUAAAUUCAUCUGUACAAUAUGAUACCAUAUAGAGAGAGCAUGGAGGGAACAUCCUCUUCGAUAUUGGCAC
Colletotrichum scovillei is the source of this 1991-nucleotide messenger RNA. RefSeq names its product She9/Mdm33 family protein. Gene Ontology annotation, cellular component: mitochondrial inner membrane. The transcript has a single exon. The record is from RefSeq and is a predicted model, not a curated record. Bases 356 to 1882 code for a protein of 508 amino acids. NCBI's taxonomy places the organism in Eukaryota, Fungi, Ascomycota, Sordariomycetes, Glomerellales, Glomerellaceae. Gene Ontology annotation, biological process: inner mitochondrial membrane organization.